AUGAGCAAACAAGAAGAUGUAAUCGCCACUGAACCCUCGAUCUCCAUCGUCACUGAACCCUCGAUAUGGGUAUCCAAGACCCUAGCUGAAACCUUAGCUCAAAAGAACCCUCGAUCUCGAUCUCCAUCGCCACUGAACCCUUCACAAACCUACAUAGCAAUAUGGGUAAUGCUUGGUCUUUGCUCAUUUCGAACACUUCCUCUCUCUCUCUUUGCUCAAUUCAUCGACCCCACCAUGGUCCACCUCCAAAACGACCUCAGUUACAAGUCCCAUCUCACCAUUUUCAUCUCUGACUUUGUUGUUGACUCGAAAUUUGGAGAGAAGAAAGUGAAAUUUGGUCUGGGUAUUGGUGAUUCGAACUCCAGAU
This is a messenger RNA of Ilex paraguariensis (yerba mate), 367 nucleotides long. NCBI's taxonomy places the organism in Eukaryota, Viridiplantae, Streptophyta, Magnoliopsida, Aquifoliales, Aquifoliaceae. The record is from the annotation of a GenBank genome assembly.